Sporothrix brasiliensis 5110 is the source of this 1395-nucleotide messenger RNA. Its product is annotated as golgi family transport complex component. Lineage: Eukaryota; Fungi; Ascomycota; Sordariomycetes; Ophiostomatales; Ophiostomataceae. The transcript has a single exon. Gene Ontology annotation, biological process: intra-Golgi vesicle-mediated transport. Gene Ontology annotation, cellular component: COG complex. The record is from RefSeq and is a predicted model, not a curated record. The coding region runs from base 1 to 1395 and encodes 464 amino acids.
AUGGCCGAACCCGACGACCAGCCGUCGUACAUCGACUACGAGACCUUCCUCGCGCCCGAGUUUGACGUCGCCGGCUUCGCCAACUCGCUGGUGCUGUCGACCAACGACCCCAACGAUGCGCCCCUCGACCUGGCCACGCCGCUGUCGCGGGUCCUCUUUGACAUCCAGGAGAUUGACUCGCACAUCGACCUGCUGACGGCGCGGUCGGCCGUGCCGCUGCUGACGCACACCAAGAACCAGACGCAGACCAGCACGCGCAUUGUGUCGGAGCUCGAGCCGCAGCUGGCGUCGCUCAACGAGACGUACCGCCAGCUCGAGACCAAGGUGAUCCAGAAGCACGCCGAGGCGGACGAGGUGCGGCAGGUGGCGUCGCGGCUCUGGGAGUCGCUGCGGCUGGGCCGGUCGGUGGGGCGGUGCCUGCAGCUGGGGCGGCAGCUCGAGAUACAAAACGCGGAGCUGGGCGACAGGGACAGGGAAGACCACCGGGCGCUGGUGCGGUGUGCCCACACCAUCCUGUCGCUGCGCGAAGUCCUGCAGCAGAGGGCGCCGGGCGACGAGGGCCACGGGCUGGACCGCGUGGACGCCAUCCGCAGCCUGCAGGACACGGUCAUCACGCCCAUUGAGAAGACGGUGCGCGAGACGGCCGAGCGCGUCGUCCGCGAGUUCUCGCUGGGCGCGACCACGACCCAGCACGACAUGACGUUUGCGCAGUCGGAAGAGGCCAAGGCGCGCACCGUCUCGGCCCUCGUCGCGCUCUACCUUGUCUCGCCGACGCCGCUGGGCGGCGGCGCCGGCACGCCGUGGACGCCGGCCACGAUGCUGCAGGCCCUCGAGCUCUACCUGCGGGCGGCCCUCCAGAGCAGCCUGGCCGCGCUGGCCCGGUCGCUCGCGGCGCUGCCGACCCUGGAGCGCUCCCUCGCCGAAGUCAGCGCGCGGUGCCAAAACAUUGUGGCCCUCGAGCAGCUGCUCGCGUCGACCAAGGCACCGGCACACCCUCUCAAGCAUUUGUUGAACACAACCACCUCCCAGCCCUCCGACACCCUUCUGCAGCCCCUGCUGGCCAAGCUCGAGACCGGCUCGCUGCCGGCGUACUUUUGGCGCACCCUCGCCGGCCACCUGUCGCCGCGCGUCCAGGACAUCAUCACACGCGGUGGCGUGUCCGCGCGGACGCUGCGCAGCAACCGGCAAGGCGUGGGCGAGUCGAUUCGGGCGUGUGUUGUCAAGGGCAUGCAGACGUCGGGCGGCCCACGGGCGGCUACGGCAAAAGAAAACGGGACGACCAACGGCACCGGCAAGACGGCGACCAAGAGCGGCACCCCGGGUGGCAGCACCAGUGGCAACUGGGAGCGAGAGAUUGCCGUCAUGGUGGGCAGUGUGGUCAACCAUCUGCGGUGA